CUCAGGCUCAUAGGCUUCAUGUGAUUCCGCAGGGAGGUGUUGGGUUAUAAAAGACCAGUUCAACCUCCAGCUUGUGUUUGAGAGCUAAACGUCCUCUCGCGGAUCUGUAGCGGAUUGCCUUUCCCCCCCCCGGUGCGCAUUUGGGAUCUUUCCAUCACUUGUGACGCGCUGCAGCUCCGGUAAUGGGAGACGCUCAGUCUGCGCCACGGGAGGGCGAGGAGGAUGCAGCGGAUGGGGAGGAGAGCGGGAAGGUGGAUGAUGCUCAGACUCAGCGGAAUAUCGAAGACAAGCCUCUCAAAAACAAAGGGCAGAUUUCUGAGAUCAAUGGAAAAGACGACAGCUCUAAAGCAGAAGUCAAUGGCCACUGUGAGAAUGAGGUCGCUGCAAAAGCUGUCCUCUCACCCGACGAAGAUGUCUCACAAACAGAAACACCACUUAAAGAAGAAACACUAUUAGAAAAUGCUGAAAUAAAUGAAAAGGAAUCGCCCAAUGAAGCUGAUGUUAAUGAAGAUAUACCCCUGGAAAUUACUGAAAUGAAUGCAAAGCAGAAUGACAUUAAUGAAAGUUUUAGGAGAUUUUUCAGUAACAUUGGUUUGAAAUUGACAGUAAAAAGGGGCUCAGGUGAAAUCCCAAAAGAUGUACCCAAUGAUACCAACAAAGAAGAACCAAACAGACCAGACAGGGUUGAGGAUACCACAAAAGAACAGAAUACUGAUGUGAACAUGGCCAAGGAGUCAUGUGAUAAUGAUUCAACAACAUGUCCAACUCUGACAGAUGUCACAUCGGAGGAAGUUCUUGAAAAUGCGGAGGAGAAAGAGGUUGAAACCAAGGUAGAGGUUGAAUCUGACAAUGGCAAUGCAGCAAUGACUUCACCUCCAGGAGGAGAUGUAAACCGACAUACCACAACUGAACAAAAGCCCCGUUCCACUUCUCUAUCUACUCCCAAAGAAGAAGUUGUUGUCUUAUCUCCUGUUAAAAGAUUUUUUACAUCAGGACUUUUUUCUGGACUACGGAAGAAAAAGAAGCCUGCAGAAGAUGAGACAAUGGACAAAGAAAUGAACGAUUCAGGCAAAAAGGAGGUCGUACAGAACAUAGACGGAACAGUACAAGACCAACAAGAGGAUAAAGAGGAUAUCGGUCUCGGUGUUGAUGCAGCUGCCGUUGAGACGGACGAUGAGGAACAUGAACUAAAAGGGGAGAUCCUGUUGACAGCUCAGCCGUUGGACGCAUCCACGGAUUCAUCCAGCAUUUUUGUCAUUGCGCCUGAGCUUUUGAGUUCUCAAGAAAAGGACAAAGUCCAAGCCAGUCCUAUGAAAAGGCUGCUGUUGGGGUCAAAUUUGAAGAAACUAUCCAAAAAGCAAAGAAGCAGGAGAUCCAGUGAUGCAAAAGUGUCCAACUCUGAAGAACACGAGACAGAUCACCUCCUAUCAUCUACUGAGAAGGCCGAGAAUCAGAAGGAAGAAGUUUGUGUGCAACCCUCUAGAGAGACAGCCGGAGAGGAGGAAGGUGCAUGGGCUUCCUUUAAAAAGCUUGUGACUCCAAAAAAACGCCUAAGGAAAUGUUCCCUCAGUAGCGAAGGUACACAAAUCCCCGAUUCAGCAGAGGAACAAAAACCAAGCGAAGGAGGACAAGUGUCAGACCACAGCACAGAAGAAGGCAAAAAACGAAAAGACUCAUCUGUUUCAUGGGAAUCUGUCCUUUGUGGAUCCGCAAGGAUAAGAAGCCGAAAAACGUCAGAUUCUGAAGAUGAAACACCUCAAAUUGAAAUUGAAUUGAAUUUAAACAAGCCAGACGGUGGAUCUAAAUUAGACGUAAAAAAUGAGGUUGAUGAAAUGUUUGCACAUUCCUCCAAACAAGCAGGAGGUCCUUCAGAGGGCAACGGAGCGUCAACGUGGCAAUCACUUAAAAGACUUGUGACCCCUAAAAGGAAAGCCAAGGGUGAAGAUGAAAGCAAAGACGAUGUACAAUCGGAUAGUGACGUUACUCAAGAUGAGGCCUCAUUGUCAAGAAAGAAACUGCUACCAAGACGAAAAAAAAGGAAGUCCGCUAAAAAGCAGGACCAGGUAUCUUCAGAUGAGACUGAUAAGGAAGCAGCUUCAGGUGAAGAAGACUCCGACACACCAGCCGUGGUUCCAUUGUCUGAGUUCGAUACAGAUGAGACAGAGGUUUGUAUACAACCACAUGCAGACGUAGAAAGUCUUCUCCCCAACGAAGCAGACUCUGAAAUCCAGCAGGACCCUCUUGAUCCGAAGGCUGAACCGGUCCUAACUUGUGACAAUCUGAUAAGUGAAACAAAGAAGGCCCAAGGAAAUAACGGCGCUUCAGAGAAUCAGGCGACUACAACCCGUGCUGGGGACGAAGAACCUGAUGAUCUCACCGAAUCAAUCAGUAAACAGCAACUCAGUGACAUCCCGGAGGAGGCCACCCCAGCUUCGGUCACAGAGGAGGCGGCUAGAGAUGAUACGAUAGCGGACGACCUGAUAGAGAUCACAUCUGAAGCCAUUACUGCUGCAGAACAUUUAGAUAUUACUCUGGCAGAUGAAACUGAAAUGAUCUCUGCAGUUUCCCAGUUAUCUUCAGAGUCUUCCAAAACGUCCGGCAACACAACACCGGUCCCAGCACAAUAUGUGGUUGAGGAAACAGAUGUGCUUCUGUACCAGGUUGUCGAAACCAUCUCCGGAAGUCCAGAGGCAUUUCCGGUUUGUUCAUAUGAAUUAAGAUCUGAAGGAACAGCCUUUUCUGUCUCACAUCAAAUACUGGAAACAUUUGUAAAGGAAGAACCUACAAUUCUGGAAUUACACAGAAGUUUAGAGGCUACUGAAAUUGACACAGACCUAAAGCUUGUGGAGCUGGACACAACAAUUGAAGGUGUAAACACCACUCAAAUGGAGAGCAUAUUUGAAGUCAAUGACUCUGUUAGUACAGAGGUUGUAUCAGAAGUUCCUACUGAGGAGUUUAACACUGCUGAAAUGACUGAAGAUGAAGUAAAAGAGGUUGACGUUGCUCAUCCAGAAUACGUCAUAACAGAAUUAGAAGAUGUUGAAGAGAAUAUAAAUGAAUUAGCUGAAGUGGACGAAACUGCCCCGGAUAAAGGUUCUCUUGUUGAGGCAUGUCAAAUUGAAACAGAGCCCCCGAAACUAGACUCUCAAGAAGCAGACUUUGCUGCAAAAGUGGCAGAUGAAACUAUAGAUGGGGCUACGGAGCAGGAGGUCCGAUCUGAGGACCUCCAACAACCCGUAGAGGUGGAAUAUUUGCCAGAAUUAGCAAAUGAACAAACUCUCAAAUUAAUAAAUCAGUGUGUUCCAUCACUUGAAAAGGACAUAACAUCAGAGGUCAUUCCAGCAGGCGAAACCAUUACAAAUGAACUCAAAGAUGAAUUAGAAACAUAUGCUCUCCAACCUGAACAUGUUCAUGUACCAGAAGAACCAGAAGCUGAGAAAGCAUCCACAUCAGACCCCGAGGAAGGCAGCCUUCAAUCCCCAACAGAGGACGUCAAAUCAGAAGACACUCUGCCAGCAGAAACAGUUACAGAUGAACCCAACCUGGAAGAUGAGCAUCUCACAGGAGUCAGUGUUGACCCAGAAAACCAAGAAGUGGAUCCUAUGAAAACUGUUCAAUCCCUUCAAGGAGAAGUAAUAUCAGAUACUGUUCCAGGAGGAGAAACAGAUGAUCCCCAAAAGGAAACAUUGCUUCUCACUGAAACCAAUCCUGAGCCAGUGGACGCUUCCGCAACUGGACAAGAUCAAGAAGUGUUAAAUGCUGUUCAUGCAACAGAAAUAGCUUCAAAGGAGGGCAGUGUGCAAUCAUUUGAAAAAGAGCUGAUAUCAGUUCCAGAUGGAGAAACAAGUACAGGUGAACCCAAACAUUCAGCAGAGGUUCUCACUGAUGGCAGUGUUGAGCCAGAAAACCAAGAACUACGUGUGAUUAGUAUGAAAAAAGGUCGAGCACCGAAACCAGAUUCAGAAGAUGAGAGCAUUGGUUCACUUGAGGAAGAGUUUCUACCAGUGAACGUUCCAGAGGGAGAAACCGAUGAGCCCACGGAGGAAACAACACGCCUACCCGAAGCCAAUCGUGAUCCAGUGGACGCUUCCAAAACUGAACAUGUUCAAGAAUCAGAAGUACUUGAGGCUGAUCCACAAACAAGAUUAGAUUCAGAGGAAGUCAGAGUUUCAUCAGAAAGAGAGGAAACCAAAUCAGAAGACGUUCCCCUGGAAGAAUCGGUUACAGAUGAACCCAAACAGUCAGCAGAGGUUCUCCCUGAAGUCAGUGUCGAGCCAGAAAAUGAAGAACUUCAGGCGAAUGAUAUGAAAAUGAUUCAAGUAACAGAAACACCAGAAGUCAUUCAAACACCAAUAUUAGAUUCAGAAGGUGAUGUUCAAACAUUUGAAAAAGAGGUGAUAUCAGAAAUUCUAGAUAAAAAAGCAGAUGAACCCAAAGAGGGAACAAUAUGUCUAUCUGAAGACGUCGUUGUGCCAGUGGAUGCUUAUCAAACUGAACACGUUAAACCCAAAGCUCUUCCAGCACCAACCUUAGAUUCAGAGGAAGGCAGCAUGCCAUCACCAGAUGAAGACGUCAAAUCAGAAGACAUUCCAACAGCAGAGACAGUUUCAGAUAAACCUGAAGAGUCAGCAGAGAUCCUCCCUGAAGUCAGUGUUGAGCCAGAAAACAAAGAACUAGUGAAGGUUAUGGAAACUAUUCAUGCAACAGAAGAAUUCGAUGCUGUUCAAGCACCUACAUUAGAUUCAGAGGUGGGCAUUGCCCAAUCACUAUCACUAAACCUUCCACAAGAGGAACCCGUUCCAAAUGAACCCAAUGAGAUAGAAAAGCCUCUCACUGAGGUCUGUGUCGAGCCAGUGGACGCUUCCGAAUCUCAACAACCUCAAGAACCAGAAGUAAUUCAGUCUGUACAAGCAGCCGCAGCAGAUCCAGAGGAAUGCAGCGCUCAAUCACUUGAAAAGAAGCUUAUAGCAGACGACGUUACAGAAGGAGAAACAGUUACUGAGGAACCCAAACAAGAAGCUUUUUCUCUCACUGAGGCCAAUCUUGAGCGAAUGGAUCCUUCCACAACUGGACAAGAAACACAAGUACUUCAAGCUGAACCAGCAGCCCCACUAGAUUCAGAGGGGGCUGUGCUUCUUUCACAUGGAAAGGAAGUAAUAUCUGGGGAUAUUCCAGUAGUGGAAUCAAUUACAGAUGGGCCCGAACAGGAAAAUGAAGUUGAGCCAGAAAAAAUACCAAUAGAAGCUCCCAAAACCGAACAUGCUCAAGAACCAGAAGCAUUGGCGUCUGACGUAAUGGAUCGUCUAACUGAAACAAAAAUGGCUGCAGGGACAUCGACGUCUAUGCAGGUAGUCACAGAAAGUGUUGAGGGAGGAACGACUCUGUUAGAUGACGUCCCUAAACCCGACAUUGGUCGUGUCGUUGCUUCAGUUACAGAUGAAGGUGUUGCACCACCGGAACCCUCUUUAGAGAAAACAGAGAGCACUGCACGGGAUACCGGGAUGCUGCAGGAAGAUCACAUGCCUAUAGUUAUAGACGAGUUACUAACAUCAACGGCAGCUUGUGCAUCCGAAAAGACUGUAUUGACCGAAGACACUCCAGCAUCAGGUGCAGACAAUGCUGCAGUUACAAAUGAAACCAAACACGCAGAGCAUCCGAGCGCAGCGCGAGCCGCUGAUGAAGGACCAAAAGAAAGUGAGCGUUCAGACACCGAGGUAAAGACCUCCCCCGUUGAGCACGCUGCGGUGGCGCCAGUAGUUGUGUGUAACGUGAAAGAUGUCUCGGUUGCAAUACCCGAUAUUUCGAUAGAGCAAACAUCCCCCGUCACUGAACCCCUGAGGGAAAUAGUCACACGGGAGCUAAUGUCCAAAGAGCACGUCGAAACCUCCGCGCCGAUGGUGCCGGACGAGGAGGCCGUGGCGGCCGAGGAGAGCAGCGCGGUUGUGACGAUGCAUGUGCCAUCGGUGGAGUUAGAGGACAACCACAGAAUUCAAGUACAGGUCGUCGGCCAUGAUAUGAAAUCAGCCGAGUCGAGGGUGGACGCGGUGCUGGAGGUUGGGAUAACUCAAGUCAAAGAAGUCAUCGACGCUUGUCACGGCGACGCUGAAGAAGUGAGCGAUCACUACGCGACUCCACAGAUUGAAGAGGAAUUCAUUCAUGAGCACGACAAGGCGACCAUUGAAGGAGUCAUUCUGCACGCAAAGGAAAACCUUCCAGAGAAAGAAGCCGGGACACCGGUUGUCAACGUGGAACAAGAAGGCGUCGAACAGCCGGAUGCUGUGACGGAAGAGAGCGAGGCGGGGGAAAGUGAAUCAGCAUUUUCCCCGGAAAGACAAGAGUCCACGGUGAUCAGGGACGUCGCUGAGGCCGAGGAUCUCAUGCUCACCGCUGAUAUUCCAGCACGUCUACAUGUCCCUGUCCAUCCUCAAGGAGACGAAUCGGAGGAAACUAAAGCAGACGAGCUCAAGGAAGCACAAACGAUCCAAACUCCGGUUGUAACCCCUGCUAACACUGAGGUCAUCUCGUCCAUAGGUAACGUGGACUCCUCUCCAAGUCUUUCCAUUGAAUUGAAACUUAACAUAAGUUUUGGCCAAGCAAAUAAACCAGCUUCCCCACCGCCUACAACAGAAAGAUCUGGACCUGCGAACGAGGCAGACAUGUCCGAAGUCGGAGUUCAUGCAGUAGCGGUGGAACCCGUGAAGACAGCCAAACAGAUAGAGUUAGCGGGGGUCGCUGUUCAGGGCACCGCAAACACAGAUGCAGCAGAAAAUAUGGAUUCAAAGGAGAGGUGCGUGAUUGCAUCUCAACCCGUACUGCUGCAUAUCAGCAUCCAAGCGAUGGAAGCAGAAGGAGAAGAAAUGAAAUCACCAGAGACGGUGACCUCCAGUGUCCAGGCCACAGAAGCCCAACAACCAGUGAGGCAAACAGAGACAACGGAAGUGUUCCCCACUCACACAGUACUCUCUGAGGCUUGUGAGCAACAAACAGAAGCGAAAAAGCCCGCUAAUCAAAACGAGGAGGACCAGGAUGUGUGGAUGGAUGCCGAGGAAGAUGUCUGCACGCAGGAGAAAACCGAGGCGUGCCGUCUGCAGCUGGAGGAACCUCCAAGAGAGGCCGAGGCAGGACUUAAACCUGUGGUUGAAAUGGAAGAAGAAAGUCAACAGAAAAUGCCCCAGACAGCGGAAAGAUGUGGAACUGAUAGUGAAUGUGAGGAUUUUGCUUUUGCACCAGAGCUUCCUGAAAGUGAAACUGUGAGAGUCACAACAAUGGAGUGAAAAUAAUUCUGCUCACCGUCAGUGUCCCAAACCGGUUGGACAAUAAAAAAAGGUCACAUAGGUUUGUAGGAAGUUACAUCAAAGAGAAACACAGACGGCAGUAGAAGAACUUUGUGCGAAACAUCAUUCUUUUGCUUUUAUUUGAUAUUAUGACAACUUAUUAUCAUAAUGUGUGUGAUUAAUCAGCUAAUCUAUAGAGAGUAACAUCUACGCUUGGCUCAGGGUGCAUGCAGCGUGAUUCUAAAAGUUUGGAAGUGAACUCCUCUCAAACCAAACCUUUAUUUGUGGUAUUGCAUUGCACUCUCACGCAUUGUUUCUAUAUUGUAGAGUUUUCCAUUCAGGUCUGGGGUUUUCAAUUACAAACCAUCUUUUGCAGAGAUUUAUCUUGAUCUUUUUUUAAAUUAAUAUAUAUUUAAAUUUAUGUCUAAUAUCUAGCAUUUGUGUGUUACAAAUACGUCUGUAAAAAUCAUUAAUUCCUGAUCUUUAUGAGCCCGGCACCGGACAAAUUCCUUUUGACCAAAGAGGGGCUAUCACUACAUGUAGAUAUUUGUUUGUUUUUUUGUUUGCUAUUAUUCCUUUAUUAACCAUUUCACUUGAAACAUGCUCGUAUGAUAUCUAUGCAGGUAAAGACUACAGCCCGAGCUGCACAUACUACUAUUACUGUGUAUUAUCUUGUACAUAAUGGGGGGUUUAAUGCUUAUACAGGCUCAUGCACUAAUGUUUAAUCUACCAGACUUUUUUAACUAUGUCAAGUGGAUUGUUUUUGUUGGACGUUAGAUUAAUCUUCGCAUAGGUUUCUGUCAUUAAUUCAGUUGUAAUCAGCAAAGCCUUAAACAAUGACAGCAGCUGCUCAGUGGUUAAACAUCAAGCGUCUUCCGAGGAUUUCUUUCCACUUAUACUUUAAUGGAAAAGUCUUGCAUAUCUUUGAUGUUAAAUAUCUACAAAAUGCAAAACAUAAACCUGAGGUAGAUAUCUUUAUAUAUUUGCAUAUAUGUUAUGUAUAAA
Pungitius pungitius (ninespine stickleback) is the source of this 8279-nucleotide messenger RNA. RefSeq names its product A kinase (PRKA) anchor protein 12a (gene akap12a). Gene Ontology annotation, cellular component: cytoplasm. The transcript has 4 exons. The record is from RefSeq and is a predicted model, not a curated record. Gene Ontology annotation, biological process: regulation of protein kinase C signaling; signal transduction. Lineage: Eukaryota; Metazoa; Chordata; Actinopteri; Perciformes; Gasterosteidae. The coding region runs from base 183 to 7274 and encodes 2363 amino acids. Gene Ontology annotation, molecular function: protein kinase A binding; calmodulin binding.